CGUACAGGUUACAGUUCAUACAAACAUGGGCUUUCAACUAGAAUUGAAGGAACAUGAUACAAAAUAAGGUUUCACUACAUAUGAACAUCUACCAUAUACAUGAAGAACAAUUCGAAUAUGGGUUAUACUUUACUUGCUUGCACAUCAGUUGUAUGUCUAAUGCUGCUAUCAGCUGUGCAUGUAUAUAAAGAGAAAAGCAAGUUGCCUCUGGUGACCCCAAGCCCAAUAGCAAUGACCAACAACCCAAUUUAUGUUUCGGUCAACAGCCCUUAUGGCACUGUUGAUUUAGUUAAAGCCAUCAACCAGCACAAUGAGGACACAACUACCACACAACUGAAGAUGUUACGUGAGAAGUACCUUGAUCUUAUGAAGACUGUAAUAACUGGUAUGAACUGCCUCAGUGCAAAAGAACUACAGGAAUCAAACCCUCGUAAAUUGGACAAUGCCUGGACGGAACGACUUUCUCUAAUAGGAAUCUCUGGAUUGAGAAAUAUCCAGGAACUUUUGGAAAAUGUUAUCUCCAAUGAUAUUCCUGGAGAUUUUCUCGAGGCGGGUGUAUGGAGGGGCGGAGGUAGCAUAUUCGCAAAGGCUGUCAUCAAUAGCUACAACCAAUCACAUGACAGAAAAGUCUGGCUGUGUGAUUCAUUUCAAGGUUUACCAAAAUCCACAAACAAAAAAGACAAUGAUUAUUUUUCCAGCCUAAAGUGGAUCAAAAUCUCAGAGGAUAUAGUUAAACAGAAUUUUAGAAGAUUUUCUCUGUUAGAUGACACAGUACAUUUUGUUAAAGGUUGGUUUGUGUACUCCCUACCCUGUAUAAGGAACAAAAUCAAGCAUAUUUCGGUGCUCAGAAUGGAUGGAGAUAUGUAUGAGAGUUUAACAGACACAUUUUACAACCUUUAUGAUUUGGUACCAAUUGGUGGAUAUAUCAUAAUCGAUGACUGGAAUAUACCAGAAGCAAGAAAAGCUGUUACAGAAUUUCGGAGAAUGCAUCAGAUAGAAUCAAAACUAACUGUAUUCAGGUACAACAUUUCAGCCUAUUGGAAAGUUGAGAAGAAGGUGCAGUUGAAUAUGCCAUGGUACACAAACUUUGUGAACUCACGUAAAUUGUACAGAAAUGAAAAGUUGAGUACAUGCUGAUCCUGAGAUCUACUGAUUUGAUAAUAUUGCAAAUGUAAUAGAAAUGGGCUACUUAACGUAUAUUUCUUUAUAAAAUCAAUUCACAAUUAUAAUUCUUACCUAAUACAGUAAACUUUCUCAGUGUGGCCUGAUAGAAUUUGAUCAGGUUCGGUUAGCGUCUCCGUCACCCCUUCCUCGGGCAGCCACCAAAUUCUAAUCUUUGCGUCCUCACAGCCGACGGCAAGCUCUGUGUUAUCAAAAGGAUUCAACACAAAAUCAGACACUGAGCUAGUGUUUUCUACGACAGGUACUCCUGUAUCUGGUAGUCUUCCAGGCUUGUUUAACUGAAACAAUUGUUUAACAGGUCAAAAUUUUAAUGUUUCACAAGUAAUUUUUUGCGGAUUAUACUCCCUCUCUCCCUACUCCCGUUGAAAUGACUCAAGAACAUUCAAAUAACAUAACUGUGAAAUGAAAUUUAUUUUAAGCAAAUAAAAGUACCAUUGCACUCAUACCACUGUUACCUUUAACAGGCCAAAAUAUUAAUAUGUACAUGUAUUUGUAAAAAUGAAGUUAUUUCUUGUGUGACUGAUA
This is a messenger RNA of Owenia fusiformis, 1707 nucleotides long. The record is from the annotation of a GenBank genome assembly. Lineage: Eukaryota; Metazoa; Annelida; Polychaeta; Sabellida; Oweniidae.